AGGAGUGGUUCUCGAACAAAACGAGCCUAGCGAACCCUCCAACGCUUUGGUUUCUUCACCACCACCACUCUUCACCCUUCUCUCUCUCUCUCUCUCUCUCUCUCUCAAAUUCGGAAACAACAAACAACUCAAAAAGGCAAAAAGGGUUUUCCGAGUGAGAUCUAGGGUUUCGACCGAUUCAGAGAAGGAUUUUGAUCGAUCAACAACAAGAAGGAAGGCUAGUGGUUGAACAUGGAUUCGAAUUCACAUGGAAACCUGGAUGAGCAGAUUUCUCAGCUCAUGCAGUGCAAACCCUUGUCCGAGCAAGAGGUAAGGGUUUUGUGUGAUAAGGCGAAGGAGAUUUUAAUGGAAGAGAGCAAUGUCCAGCCUGUGAAAAGUCCUGUUACAAUUUGUGGUGAUAUUCAUGGGCAAUUUCAUGAUCUUGCAGAGCUUUUUCGCAUUGGAGGAAAGUGUCCAGAUACAAAUUACUUAUUUAUGGGAGAUUAUGUUGACCGUGGCUAUUAUUCUGUCGAAACCGUAACGCUUUUGGUUGCCCUUAAAGUGCGUUAUCGUCAGCGUAUCACUAUUCUGAGGGGAAAUCAUGAAAGUCGCCAGAUUACUCAAGUUUAUGGGUUUUAUGAUGAGUGCCUACGGAAGUAUGGCAGUGCUAAUGUUUGGAAGAUCUUUACUGAUUUGUUUGACUACUUUCCAUUGACAGCAUUAGUUGAAUCUGAAAUAUUUUGUCUUCAUGGUGGGUUGUCCCCAUCUAUUGAAACCCUUGAUAACAUACGUAAUUUUGAUCGUGUACAAGAAGUUCCUCAUGAGGGACCCAUGUGUGAUCUUCUAUGGUCUGAUCCGGAUGAUCGUUGUGGUUGGGGUAUCUCUCCUAGAGGUGCUGGAUAUACCUUUGGCCAGGACAUAUCUGAGCAAUUUAACCAUACCAACAACUUGAAGCUGAUUGCUAGGGCUCACCAGCUUGUUAUGGAAGGAUAUAACUGGGGUCAUGAUCAAAAGGUGGUUACCAUAUUUAGUGCACCUAAUUAUUGUUAUCGCUGUGGCAACAUGGCAUCUAUCCUUGAAGUUGAUGACUGCAAAGGACACACAUUCAUUCAGUUUGAGCCAGCUCCAAGGAGGGGAGAGCCAGAUGUAACCAGGAGAACACCUGAUUACUUCCUAUGAUACAACUUUGGUUGAGUUGCUUUUACCAGCAACUAGUGCCCUGCAGUAAUAUGCAAGCUCAUCUACUUGUCAAAAUCAGAGCCAGGCAUCAAAUUGAUCCUUAUGUUUUCCAAGUUAGGCUUCGCUGGAUGUGUUAUUUACUUGAAUUAUACUUGAAUCUUUCCAAGAGGAAGCUGAGGAGCAGGCGAUACUAUUGUGGGCAUGUGUACCAUUCCGACAUGCGAUGUAUUAAUUUUCAUGUUUCUCCAAUUUUUCCUUUUCUAUUUAUUUGCAGUUCUCUUGACCUUUCUUUUCUAAAUUUAGGGUUAUUGUUUAGGGGAUGGGUUUCUGCAUAUGGAUGAUGCUUUAACUUAUCUUCCAAUGGGUGUUUUAUAAUUUUUUACCUGUCUUGUGAGAAUAUGUUCUAAUAGGUAGUCUUGUUUUCUGUCUCUUACUUAUAAUGAAUUUUAUUUUUUACAAAUAUUUAUUAAUACUAAUUAAG
Gastrolobium bilobum is the source of this 1639-nucleotide messenger RNA. RefSeq names its product serine/threonine-protein phosphatase PP2A catalytic subunit. Gene Ontology annotation, molecular function: protein serine/threonine phosphatase activity. Lineage: Eukaryota; Viridiplantae; Streptophyta; Magnoliopsida; Fabales; Fabaceae. Gene Ontology annotation, biological process: mitotic cell cycle; peptidyl-serine dephosphorylation. Gene Ontology annotation, cellular component: cytosol. The record is from RefSeq and is a predicted model, not a curated record. The transcript has 11 exons. Bases 232 to 1158 code for a protein of 308 amino acids.